AUGGAUGCAGAAAUCUCGAAUCUCAGCCUUGACGACGCAGCAGUUUAUCGUGAUUCUGAGGCGCCUCAACGCGAGGCUGCAGCAGCAGCAGCAGCAGCAGCAGCAGCAGCAGCAUUCGACGAUGAUGGCGUUGAAAAUCUUUCCAAUUGGCUCUCGCGCGUCGUUGGCGAGGCGACAACAGAGCAGCAGCAGCUCGACGCCAUCGCGUCGUGCCUCUUCGUCGCGAACGCCAUGUGCAACUGGCCGGACUCGGACGCGCACAGGCCCAAAAAGAAGUUGGUGUUCGACAUCUACUGCAAGAUGCCGCCCGUCAAGACGCUGCUCGCUGCGCAGCGGGCGCGCAGGCGCACGGGCGUGCAGCACGCACACGGGAGCAAGGAAGAGAGCAAUGAGUGCGACGGCACCUUCUUUCUGUUAGACGACAGCAACAGCACGCGAGGCCCCAACACGCCCUGGAACAGCUUCAGCGGGCGCACAAGCUACCCACCAAGGCCCGUCAAGGUUGCUGUGCCGCCCGCCUUCAAGGCACUGCUGCCUGCCAACAGAUGGGACCGGGACGGUCGCCUGCGCACCACACUGGGCACGUGCCAUGCUGGACUCAAGCAGGCUGGGCACUCGCCACGCAAGCUGGAGGCGCUUAUGCUGCUGGGCAUGUCAGUGGGAGAGCUGGGCGAAGACACCCUCACCACGCCACUGCACCUGGCAGUGCUGGCGGAGGAUGUGGAGAGCAUGGAGCUGCUGCUCAGUCAUGGUGCCGACAUCCAUGCUCGCACUAGGUGGUUGGCGCAGAAGGGGAUAGAUCUUGACAAGUUGUCGAGGCCUAACAAGCUGCCUGAGCAUCUCAUGACCCAGGCGGUGUGCAUUGUGCGGGAGGUGCAGCGGGGGAGGGGCGAGCACAUGGGGAUGGGAGGGUACGAGUAG
This is a messenger RNA of Closterium sp. Naga37s-1, 921 nucleotides long. Lineage: Eukaryota; Viridiplantae; Streptophyta; Zygnematophyceae; Desmidiales; Closteriaceae. The record is from the annotation of a GenBank genome assembly.